This is a messenger RNA of Clonostachys rhizophaga, 348 nucleotides long. The record is from the annotation of a GenBank genome assembly. NCBI's taxonomy places the organism in Eukaryota, Fungi, Ascomycota, Sordariomycetes, Hypocreales, Bionectriaceae.
AUGAGCACUAGUUUCUUAUUAUUACGGAUAGCUACAUUAUUUGGAAAGGAAUGGGACAACACCUUGCACAUCCUGGUAUUUACCUCGGGCGUCCAUCUGGCAAGGUCCACCUCACUCGCGGCCAGUCCUCUUGUUGAAAAUGGCCAUGCCGAGUCUUGGUAUAGGAUCGAUGUUGCCCUAGCUUUGAUUGGCAGCAUUGAUGAGUACGCAGGGGCGACUUACACUGUUCUUUUUCUUUUUCAAAACCCACGCGCACAAUUGAUAUCAUGGAAUACCAUCUUUGCGCUCCAUAUCCCACCGAACCCUUCGUAUCUCCCCUCGCUUGGUCGUACGAGAAUUGCCAUGUGA